UCCUAGGCUUUUGGGCAGGCCCAUACCAACCACAAGAAGGUAGCAGCAGAUGGAGAGAGCAGAGAGGAGACCUUGAUUCAGGAGUCAGCUACCAAAGAAGAGUACUACAUGAAAAAAGUGAUGGAGCUGCAGACGGAGCUCAAGCAACUGCGGAAUGUCCUUGCCAACACCCAGUCUGAAAAUGAGCGCCUUAAUUCUGUUGCACAGGAGCUGAAAGAGGUAAAUCAGAAUGUGGAGAUCCAAAGGGGCCGCUUGCGAGAUGACAUCAAGGAAUAUAAAUUUCGAGAAGCUCGUUUGCUGCAAGACUACACGGAGCUGGAAGAGGAGAACAUCUGCCUUCAGAAGCAAGUGUCUGUCCUGAAGCAAAAUCAGGUGGAGUUUGAAGGCCUAAAACAUGAAAUCAAACGGCUUGAAGAGGAAACAGAAUUUCUCAACAGCCAGCUGGAAGAUGCCAUACGAUUGAAAGAAAUAUCAGAACGCCAGCUUGAGGAAGCUCUGGAGACUCUGAAGACGGAGCGUGAGCAAAAGAAUAAUCUUCGCAAGGAGCUCUCUCAUUACAUGAACAUCAACGACUCCAUGUACACCAGCCACCUCAACAUCUCCUUGGAUGGACUGAAGUUCAGCGAUGAAGCCACUGAGCCCAAUAAUGAUGAGAUCAUGAAUGGCUUUGAACAGAACUGCCUUAGCAAAAUUACCAGUAGCAAGAAUAAUACAUCAACACCCAAAAAGAAUGACAGCUUCCCUCCAGCCCCAAGUCUGGUCUCAGAUCUUCUGAGUGAGCUAAAUAUUUCUGAAAUCCAGAAGUUGAAACAACAGCUUGUGCAGAUGGAAAGAGAAAAAGUGAAUUUGUUAUCUACACUCCAAGAAUCUCAGAAACAGCUAGAGAAUACACGUGGAGCCCUUUCUGAGCAGCACGAAAAAGUUGGUAGGCUCACUGAGAACCUCAAUGCAAUGAAGAAACUCCAGGUCAGCAAGGAACGUCAGUCUGCUCUAGACAAUGAGAAGGAACGGGACAGCCAUGAAGAUGGGGAUUACUAUGAAGUUGACAUCAAUGGGCCAGAAAUACUAGAAUGCAAGUACAAAGUAGCUGUGGCAGAGAUUAGUGACCUGAAGGAAGAGCUGAAAAAUCUUAAGGCCAAAUAUGAAGAGUGUGAGUCUAAAUAUGAGGAAGAGAAGAACAGGUAUGAAACUGAAAGCCAGGCUCUUACUGAAAAGAUCACUUUGUUAGAAAAAUCUAGCCGGCAUGAUAGAGAACAGGUAGCCAGACUGGAGAAGGAACUGAAGAAAGUAAGUGAUGUGGCUGGAGAAACACAGGGCAGUCUCAGUGUAGCGCAAGAUGAGCUAGUCACUUUCAGUGAGGAAUUGGCCAAUUUAUACCACCAUGUUUGCAUGUGUAACAAUGAAACUCCAAACCGAGUGAUGCUGGAUUAUUACAAAGAGGGCAAAGGAGGCCGUAGUAGUCCAGAAGGGAAAGGUCGAAGGUCGCCCAUCCUGCUCUCGAAAGGGUUGUUAUCUAUAGAGUUAGGAAAGGCAGAGAAUGGAAGCAGUGAUAGCAGUCCAUCUCCAGUAUCAUCCCUCCCAUCUCCAGUAUCAGAUCCUCGGAAGGAACCAAUGAACAUUUACAACUUGAUUGCUAUAAUUCGUGAUCAGAUCAAACAUCUGCAGGCUGCAGUAGACAGAACAACUGAAUUGUCCAGGCAGUGUGUUGCCACCCAAGAACUUGGGCCAGUAGUGGACAAAGACAAAGAAGCGCUCAUGGAGGAAAUUCUCAAGUUGAAGUCCCUGCUAAGUACCAAGAGAGAACAGAUAGCAACUCUGAGGACUGUGCUAAAGGCCAACAAGCAGACUGCAGAGGUAGCCCUUGCCAACUUAAAAAGCAAGUAUGAAAAUGAGAAGGCUAUGGUUACGGAGACCAUGAUGAAGCUACGUAAUGAACUGAAGGCUUUAAAAGAAGAUGCUGCUACCUUCUCUUCUCUGAGAGCAAUGUUUGCUACAAGAUGUGACGAGUAUGUCACACAGCUGGAUGAAAUGCAACGCCAGCUUGCAGCAGCUGAAGAUGAGAAGAAGACUCUGAACUCUUUGCUUCGUAUGGCUAUCCAGCAAAAAUUGGCAUUGACCCAGCGCCUGGAGCAUCUAGAGCUUGACCAUGAGCAGUCCAAAAGGGUGCGCACAAAAUCUACUUCCAAAGCCAAGACCAGUAACCCUAGUAUGGUCAGCAGCUUUUUUCCUGUGUAUCGCCGCUCUGCCUAUAAGUAGUCAGGAGAUAUCACAAUAUUAAUGUAAGCUGUAGAGUAGUUCCUGGAGAAGGCCUUUCCAACAGUGCAACAGCAUUUCUUAGCCUGUCUGUAUGGUUAAAAGUGGUAGCCCGUUGCACAAAGAAUGGAAACCAUUGACCCGUUCCUAUUUUUUAACACCUUUAACACCUUUUUCCAAUAUUACUACCUGCAAUGUUCCUUUUGUCUCAAGUAGUAAAACAAACAAGCUUUACCUAUAAGUGCUGCUGCAGAAAGAAAACUUACAAGUGCUGAAGAAACCUACUUCAAAUGUAAUGAUCACCAUAUUAGUUUAUGCUCCACUAGAAAUGUUCAGAUGGGGGAAAUUUCUUCUUUUGUUGCAGAUAUUCAAUUUUUUUUAUCUGAUUGUUAAACCUGUGCACUUUUGAUAUUUUGAUAUUUUAGUUUAGCUUCUUUCAUUUCUUAUGUUAGAAGAAUUUAUAUAAAUGCUGUGGUUUGUGCUCAUAGUCUCUUUCCAAUUUGGGUUUGUGCUUGUUGAUUUCUACAUCAGCAUGUGGCAGAGAUUUAUACUAUUUUGUUUUGGUCUAGACUGUGUUUAGAAAAGGGUUUCAACGCAAACAGGGAGCUCUGCUAAACUAUAUAUGUGCUGUGCUUCAGCAGCUUUUUAAUGAUAAAAUGUUAAGCUUUAUGUGUUUAAAUUACUGAUAUUUUUUUUUUUUUUUAACUGCCAUGUUCAUUAAGAAAUCCAGGGUAUUCAAAUUCUGGGGUUUUUUCAUAUUGUAUUAUUAUUCUUAGGAAUAGUUCAAUGUAACAAGAAGAAAACUUGACUUUGCUCUGGUUAAAACAGUAAUAGGCACUUGAAAAAUGUUAAAUGAGUAGUAUUACCUAUAAUUUCCAGAGUUUCUGGAUUUUAGGAAGUUGAAAUAUUAUUGAUUAACAGAAUUUUAUACAACUGUACCAGUUAAAUUCCAAAUUGGAAUUGUUUUGUUACUUUUUCAUUUUAUUGUGCCAAAUUUAUGGUACAUUUAGAAAAGGAAAAAUUCUAAAGUUGUCACUGAUAGGUGUUCUAUUUCAGCGCCUUUUUGUCAUUAAUUAUUGCCAGUAGUGCCUUUAAUAAUUUUAAGGGAGAAUUGUAGAAUAGCUUAGACUAUAUACAAGAAGAAAUGAACAGCUGUUUUGGAACCUAGUAAAGAUAUGGAGCAAUAAGUGCAAAGUGAACUCCCCUUUCGCACAUUUUUAAUGGGUAGUCUUACUAUAGAGAUUAUAUAUACAAGAAAUUGUAAACAAUUCUGUUAGUCAAUGAUAUUUCACCAUGCAGAUCCAUGCAAAUUCAGGGGCACAGAAAACAAAAACUAAAAAACAAACCCGAAUACACUUUGGGAACUAAAUGGACUUGUAUCGAACAAAUGAGCAAGGUGUAUUAACACACCUGUGGUUGCAGUACAGAGGAUGUAUUGGGAAUAUUCAUGUUCUCUUAGCUUUGGAUGGUGGUGGAUGCAGUUAACCAUAGUAUUGUUUGCAAAUGUGAAAGACAAGACAUUAAUACUUUCUCUUGCAUGUUGUAUCUAAUCAUUGUAAUUUCAGGAAACAGAAACUGAAAAGUGCAUCAACAAGCUGUACCUCUUCGGUGCUGUUCGUUGAGGCAAGUGUGAAUGAUUAAAUUGGUACUUCGGGGGGGAGCUUCCCACCUCUCAAAAUAAGUACAAAUUGUAAUAAGUGUCAGUGGGGAAAAGAUUUCUGUUUGCUGGAAGAAGCAUUAUUAUUCCUAGAUGUGGGUACAUAUAUUUUCAUCUUCUGUUACAGUAUUGAUUCAUAAGAAAUAUCGUUACAUUAAAAUUACUACAUUUGUAUGUGGGUAUUUAUUUGAAAUGAUGUCAAAGUACUGUAUUAUGUUUUAUGUGCAUUACCUUUUUAGUGGUGGAUUGGUCUCCAUUUAAUGUCAUAUGCAUGUACUCUUGCCAAGUAACCUUUACACAAUCUGAAAAAGCAAAUGUCAUUACUUAAAAGACAAAUGUGGAAACUGAUUCUUAAAGUAUAACUGUGUGUUAAUUUGAUAACUUUAGGAGGCAUAGAGGGCAAAAUGUUACUUCCAAAUUAAUACAAAACGUGUGUGUAAUGUAGGAAAGCAAUCUGCCUGCAUAAAGGUAGUCACAUUGGCAGUUUCAAUAAAGGAAAAAAGGACAUGUG
Molecule: messenger RNA, 4421 nt
Organism: Gavialis gangeticus (Gharial)
Lineage: Eukaryota; Metazoa; Chordata; Crocodylia; Gavialidae
Gene: BICD2
Product: BICD cargo adaptor 2
Exons: 8
Coding region: 109-2256 (715 amino acids)
Biological process (GO): protein localization to organelle; regulation of microtubule cytoskeleton organization; microtubule anchoring at microtubule organizing center
Cellular component (GO): Golgi apparatus; cytosol
Molecular function (GO): dynein complex binding; dynactin binding; cytoskeletal adaptor activity
Source: RefSeq, a predicted model, not a curated record